GUCAACACCUACCCCGGAAAUGUUUCAGCCCUGAGCUCACGGACAAUGCCUGUUGUGUUUUUGGCUUAUAGUUUUCAGUUGAAUUUUUCUACAUUUAUGUGGCUUAAUGUUGAUAAACGCAAUAUAACUUUAUGCCACAAAUAUUAAAUUUCUCAAGUUACGCUUGGAUACAAACCAAGCGAAUAAAAACGGCAGAGCGCUACAUCAAGUUAGCGGAGCUAACGGCUAAACAAACAAACAGACGGUAGCUGUCUUCAGAAGUUUGAAUUAAAAUGAGUUUAGCGGGAAGUCGAGAACCCAGGAAGACUGCGGGGAACCGCAUGUUCAAAUUAUUAGAUGCUGAAGAAGAGGACGAAUUCUACAAGACCACGUACGGAGGUUUUAACGAUGAAUCUGGAGAUGAUGAGUAUCAUGGCGAACACUCUGACACUGAGGAUGAAGUUGAUAGCGACUUUGACAUUGAUGAAGGAGAUGAGCCUGACAGCGACCAAGAGGAGGACGCCCCUCGACGCAAAAGUCGAGUUGUGACUAAAGCUUAUAAGGAACCUAUAAAAGUGGCAAAACCCAAACCCAAAAAACCUGAAGAACAGAAAAAGACAGAGAAAACUAAAGUGGAACUGAAAAGAAGGAUUCCACAGGAAUUCCAUGAUUUUAAUGAGACCCGGAAGUCUGUGCGACAGUCCACCAGUGAACAUACACGCAAGACCAACCUCCGCUUACAGGAACGUCAGGAUGCUCCACGGAGAAGGAGAGGAGCUCAUCGUGAUCAGCCUCUCACACAGGAAGAACUGCUGGCUGAGGCCAAGAUCACAGCCGAGAUUAACAUCAGAUCAUUGGAGAACUAUGAACGCCUGGAGGCAGACAAGAAGAAGCAAGUCCACAAGAAACGGCGUUUUGAGGGACCGACCAUCCGUUACCACUCGGUCCUGAUGCCCAUCGUCUCCCACUCUGUACUGAAGGAAGAAAAUGUGGAUGUUGAAGGGUUGGAUCAGGACCUUCCUCAAACCGCUCCCCAAAAUCCCACCACGCCUUCCCAGCAGCCCACUGGAGGCUUGUGUUCUCGUACCUACAUAACCUUCAGCGACGACGAGGCAUUUGACGUGGCCUUUCGUCCCGCUGCACAAUCCACUCCUCAGCUUCCUGUCCAGGAGGUUUGUCCCGUCACCCACAAGGCCGCGCUGUACAGAGACCCGGUCACUGACAUACCGUACGCAAAUGCACAAGCAUUCCGCAUCAUCAGGGAAGCGUACCGGAAAUAUGUGGCGGCUCACGGGUUCCCUAACACAUCAGGUGGAAUGACAGGACUGGACUCCUCUGCAGCCAAAGGUGCUCGACACAAGAUGCUGGUAAAGCAGAGUGCAGUCACAACAUAGAUCAGUUCAGCAACAACAACAAGGAACAGUUGACUUUUAUCUCAUAAAUCACAGACUUUAAUGGUUGUGUUCCAGUUGUGUUCAAGACAAAAUGUUGCAGGUAUUUGAAGUAUUUGUACACUAACAAUACUAUACCUCAGUACCUCAGCCUACACACGUUCAAGCAAAGUAAAUGAAAAGCUCAGCAUGGUUUCACGUAAGUUCCUGUUAAAAUAACUGACCUUUGGCUAGUGAAAUGAGACUAACAGAAAAAUGACCUUUUAUUUCUGUGACUUGAGUUAAAAGUUGAUUUUAAGGUGGACCUGGUUCUCGGCUCCCUUUGUUCACACUGUGCACUCCAGAGGGUGCAGUGUCUCACUGUUGUACCAAAGGCAACUUAUAAGUGCAGGUAAGCAAACUGAGCUAUUUUUGUUCUCUGUUGGGCUCUGUAAGACUCUAGGUGUUUUCUGAGUUUGUUUUGAUGUCUAAAAAAAAGUCCAUCUGUAAAAGUAACCUCAGACUUUUAAUUUACAUGCUGUUUUGACAAAUACUUUUUCAGUUAAGUUUCUUGUAGAAUAUACAAACGUCUGAACUCAUAACUAAAAUAAACAUUUUUAUCAUUUUGUAA
This is a messenger RNA of Cynoglossus semilaevis (tongue sole), 1980 nucleotides long. It is a transcript of the gene vps72a, whose product is annotated as vacuolar protein sorting 72 homolog a. The record is from RefSeq and is a predicted model, not a curated record. NCBI's taxonomy places the organism in Eukaryota, Metazoa, Chordata, Actinopteri, Pleuronectiformes, Cynoglossidae. Gene Ontology annotation, cellular component: nucleus. The coding region runs from base 273 to 1373 and encodes 366 amino acids. The transcript has 6 exons.